AUGCCACGAUUAUCUGCUGCAGAAAAGCAGCGCCGUUAUCGUGCACGGCGAGAUGCUGAUCCUGCGAAAAGGGAGGCAUACUUGGCAAAAGGCAGGCAGAAAUGGAGAGAAAAGAGGGAGCAAGGUGCAUACUAUAAGCCCAUAUCUGAAAGGAGUGAGAGGGAAAAACGUGCAAAGAGAAAGGCCUGGAGAAGAGCCCAGAAACAGAGCAGACGCAGAAAGAAACAGGCUUCUGCUAUUGUUACCCCACCACUGAGUCCUGACAGCCAGGAACAACCAGUUCCACAACCAGGAAGACAGAGAAUACAAGGAAGAAGGACUAAAAGAAGACAGUACCAGAAAAUAUACAUUGAGAAUCACAAACUCAAGGAAAAGCUUAAAGCUCAAACAAAAAUAUCAGACAAAUACCGUAAGCGAUAUGAACGGCUACUGUGCAGUGUCGACUCUCCUAGGAAAAGAACAAAAAGGAUGCUCGGAACAAGUCCAGUCAGUGAGGAUGUGCGGAGAACUCUGGUCUAUCAUCAUGCACUUGUGAAAAGCCUCAAACAAAAAUUUCAGUGUGCAGCAAAAGAAAAGACCAGGAACCUUAUCGCCAGAAUCGUAUCUGGAAAAAUAUUGAAAAAAUACAGGUUCCAGAAAAUCAUUCAUGACACACUGGGGGUCUCAGCCAAACGAUUCUGCAAGAAUGUGAACACAAAUGGGGACGAAAUAGCCUGUUUUGCCAGGAAGAAAUACAUAUCCACACACUUAAAACUGCAAGACCAGGUUGUUGCCUUUUACACCAGGGAUGACGUAAGUCGUUCAACAGCAGGUAAAAAGUAGACCGUAACAAAGGGAAAAGUAAAGCAGCAGAAGCGGUUUAUGACUGACACUAUGAAAAACCUCCAUAGGAAAUUCCUGCUGGAAAAUGUCUCUAGCAAACUUUCCUAUACACUUUUCUGCCGAAUGCGCCCAUACUGGGUAGUCCAUCCAACCAUUGCAGACCGAGAUACGUGUCUAUGUAAGGUACAUGAAAACUUGGAAUUUAUCGUGGAGAAACUUCAUGGACUUAAACUUCUGGAGAGAACAGAGUUGGAAUCUCUUGCUGAGGAAACUUGCUGUAAUCCAACAUUUAAGCCAUGCAUGUAUGCAGAAUGCAAGAACUGCAAACUACAAGACCUCAAGAUUCAGUCUGGCUAUGAUGGUCAAACCCAAGUUUCUUAUGUGCAGUGGACAACUGAAUCUGUCAUCAGAGAGAAGAAAAGUGGUGACAGCAAAGAAAAGUUGCCUGUGAAUAUCACAGUGAAGAGGGAAAUGGAGAGUUCUUUGGAGGACCUGAUUGAGACUUUCCAGAAACAGCUCAAAAAGUUCAAAAGGCACUUGUUCAACAUCAAGACCCAGUUUAACUACUACAGGGAAUUGAAAAAAAAACAUGAAGAGUAAUGAAUGCCUCAUACACAUUGAUUUCUCUGAAAACUACUCUUGCAAGUUUCACAAAGAGAUUCAAGCUGUCCAUUUCGCCUCUUCUCAUCAACAAGCAACUCUUCAUACAGGGGUCCUCUACAUUGGUGGUGAGGAAGACCACUUGUGCUUCACAACAAUUUCACCAUGCAAAGAAAAGGGUCCACCUGCCAUAUGGGCACACCUCUCCCCAGUACUUAACCAUCUCAAGGAAACAUGCCCAACAGUGUCAAUUAUCCACUUUUUCAGUGAUGGUCCCUGCUCACAAUACAGGCAGAAGGGCAACUUUUACAUGUUGACAACUGAAUUGUACAACCAGGGCUUUACUGCGGGUACUUGGAACUUUUUUGAGGCCAGCCACGGGAAGGGUGCCCCCGAUGGGGUAGGAGGCCUUCUGAAGAGAACAGCUGACAGAUUGGUGAGGCCAAAGUGAAGACAUUUCCACUGCUAAACAUCUUUUCAAUGCAUUGGUAAAGAUCAAUACAGCUGUCAAGAUCUUCUACAUUGAAGAGGCUACAGUGGAAAAGGCCAUACAGCAGAUGCCAAAACAACUCCCCGCUGUACCAUGCACUAUGCGGAUUCACCAGGUCAUCACGCAAGCACCAGGGAAACUGACAUACCGUGAUGUGAGCUGCCUGUGUUCAACAAGGCAGAUUCUGCAAUGUCAAUGUUACCAAGCUCAGGCCUUCGACUUCAAAGUCAACUCAGCUGUUCCUGCAUUGCACCAAGAACAACCAGACCUUGAAGUACAGUGGGAUAGAGAUGACAUUGUUGGUAAGUGGUGUGUCAUCAGAUAUGACGAUGAGGUUUACCCUGGAACCAUUGUUGAAGUGAGUGAGACACAUGUUCAUGUUAAGUGCAUGCACAGAGUGGGACACAAUCGUUUCUUUUGGCCAAUGCGAGAGGAUGCGCUCUGGUAUCCAUUUGAGGAUGUGCUCAGGUUGAUUCCUGCCCCACAGCACGUGACAGCACGUCAUGUUGAAAUAAAAAGAGAUUUGUGGGAAGAUAUUGCCAAAUCAUAUCUUAAUGGCUAAGGACACACACACACACACACGCUAACAAACGUGGCACAAGCACA
Misgurnus anguillicaudatus (oriental weatherfish) is the source of this 2518-nucleotide messenger RNA. NCBI's taxonomy places the organism in Eukaryota, Metazoa, Chordata, Actinopteri, Cypriniformes, Cobitidae. The record is from RefSeq and is a predicted model, not a curated record.